GUAACACCAACUACAUCUUCAAUGAGAUUCUAUCAGUUGAAGAAGCUCGUCUAGCUUGGUGGAGUGUGCAGAUGUCGAAAACCCCGGAACGAUUUUUGUAAUGUGUCGCCAGUUAUAGGCGUCAAGUCGACAGAGUGGCGAUUUUGCAAUAUCGGCUGACCGGCGACUUGUUACUCCAUGACCACGAACAGCCGGAACUGGGAAGUGUGGUGAUGUGGAAUGUCCCACACUGGGCUCCACCGAUUGAAUCCGGAAGUGCACUUGGGACUGUGGGCAUCGAGGAGUUGAUCUACUUUGCGCUCAACGGUGCUGGUGCCAACUACGUUGACGAUAUAACUUCGCGUGGUGUGCCCUCACAUCCAUCGAAUGCGGAAACGGAGAAGUGCCGUAGUGCCGCUGACAUAGUUACACUCUUCAAGCAGCUGGUUGAGUCGGGAAUCAAGAAUACUGUGCGUCGCGUUCCAAGAUAGAACACGUUUUUCGAUCGAGCUAAUUUGUGACGCGAUUGGUCCGAAGAAUGAUGCGCUGAUUCGCAAAAUCAGUGGCCUCAAUCCAUACUCUAUGAGCUGGAGCAACGUCUUCGAUUACAUGAAGCCGAGCGCAUUCCACGAGAUCGCGCGACGAUGCUGUCCAAACGGCGACUGCAUGCACACUGCCUACAGCAUGAACUGGUCGCACGAAAUGAAGGGCGCCAAUCUCAUGGAUUACCUCCCGCACGAGUGUGGAAAACUACCAUUAAGAAGGGCUGGAUGAAGUUGACCUAUGAUCUAAGAGCAUGUCUAUGACCUUUUUAAGGGAGAAGAGAGCACCAGAGAUGCGAGCUAGAUCGGUCAACUUACAGCCGCUAAUACCAGGCAACGAUCAACACGUAAAGAGGCUAGUCGAUGAGACGCUGACGAGGCCAGACAUCGGACUGGGCAUAGCGGGAAGAUCCUGAAAACCUGUGUGCUGUCUAUCUGGCUCUCAGUAAAUUCCAAAAGUGGACAGCGGAGCACUUCUACAGGUAUGCGAGGAAGGCUCUUUUCUCUGGCGGGAAGCGUCCAGCCUAUCUGACUGCAAGAAAUUCUGCGGUGCAAGAAGGUCCAUCUUCUGCCACGCUAUUUUACGAUCCUGGUACCAGGGCGUCCAGCGUCAUCUUCUUGCAGUGGUGUUACGACACUUCGGAAACCAUGAUGAAAAUUUGAAACUUGCGUCCUUCUGAUCCCUUUUUAUUGAAGACAAUCGAGGUUUGAGUUCGACCACCUUCGGAAUGGUAAUGUUCAGGUGCGGCCAUCAUUCUGCAAACUACUACACAUACGAGUGAGCAUUUCAUCCUCCUUCAUAUUUUUGCAAACAUAAACACCUAUUAUUUUUUCGACAUGAAGACAUGAUGAGCCUGAGAAUCAACCCCUUAACCCUUCGGUAAGCUUUAUUCCUACUAGCCGAUCCGGCACCGUGUAUGUUGCUGCGGUGUUGAUGUGCAGCAUGUUGAUGACGAUGAGUGAAGCUUUAUUCUCAAUACCCAGCGAUACCUAUAAUUGGUUGCACUACAACUGUUCAUACUUCCGCGCAGCCAUAGAGAAUGUGUUACUUGCCGUUCAUUCAGAAGAUCAAUCAAUUCACCCGUCCAUCACGAGUCUUUGCAUGGAUGCUACAGUUUGAUCAUCAUUUUUUCUUUAGAGACACCACAGCACUGUGCUCCCCGGUAUGAUCGCCGGAUGCUUCUGCGAUUCUGCAUAAUGUAUUUCGUACUCUCAUCCUCG
Messenger RNA from Amoebophrya sp. A25, 1742 nucleotides. Lineage: Eukaryota; Dinophyceae; Syndiniales; Amoebophryaceae. The record is from the annotation of a GenBank genome assembly.